AUGGCUUCUCGCCCAACACUACACGAAGACUUAACCUCAGCUUUUAUUCGUUACAGAGACGGUCAAGGACAAUAUGAUCCUCUCUUAGACCGUAAGAAAUGUUAAAUAAUUUUUAGUGGAUGCUUUCAACAUGAUUUUGAUACACUGCAAAGCAUUGAAGCACUAGUCAGCUUUUUGUGACGCCAGUGUUUUGCUAAUAGUUUUAAGAAAACUUUCCUACCAUUUUUUAGAAAGGAUAAAAGCCGAAGGAGAAAGGAUCCUUAAAGAAAAUGAUCCUAGAAGCACUUCUCGUAUAAACCCUCAUUCAAUAUUUUGGAUGGUAGCAGCUCUAGCUGUGUUCUAUUACUCAGAUUUUUAUAUUGCACUGAGGUUUGAUUCUAGAAUACAUAGGUAAGCUUAAGUGAUUGAUGCACGAUUCUUAAGUUGUUUAACAUGUAUUGUAUUUUACAUAAUGAUGAUUUCCAGAAAACUAGCUGUCUAAAUUUCCUGGCAGCAGUGCCCUGGUAACCUCAAUGUUGCCCUGGAGACAAAUUUUUGGGAGGAAAUUAUUUUGAUUGUUAUUUCAGUGUUGUGUACGUGACCCUGAAGUAGAGUAGAGCUCUGCUAAUGUUAACUCCCAAAAUCAAUAAAUAGCUGGAGUUAGUGGAGUUUUAUGUUAGCACUUUAAAUUUAUGAAAAUACUUGAGACCAAGAAAAAAAAAAAUAUAUAUAUAUAUAUAACUACAGUUUAGCCUCCACUAAGCAACCACCCUCGGGUCCCCUCGGCAAGUGGCUGCUCAAUACUUCUCAUAUAUUAUUAUGAAUUAGGAUAAUCUUCAGGGCAAACUAUGUGUUGCAUUGUGCAAUACUGAUUUCAGUAAGAAUAGUUUCUGUCAGGAUCGGGCAUUUCUUUGAAGGAGUAUUCCACUGGAGUUGUGGCAAGCUUAGCUGUUCAGCAUUUAUGGGGCUGGGGCUGUAUUUUGUUGUAGUUUUAGAAAUUGUGUGUUUCACAUGUAUGUAGACAUGUAAUUUUUAUUCUAUUGUUAUCCUGUCGAGUUUAAAUUGUUGAAAUAAAUGUUAUUAUUAUUAAUUUUACCUUAAAAUAUGUAAGUUAGAUGCUGAUCGAGGACAUGAAUAAUACUGCAAUUUAAUUUCUACGCAGGACAUGGCUAUACAUUGGAGGGGCUCUGAUAGGUGUAAACCUGUGCAUUGGUUGUUACUGUGUUCUUUGGUUAAGCUACUACAAGAAGAUCACUGAAUGGGACAAACAUAAUCCUUAUGUUAUACCAAUUGCUACUGCAUCAUUUAUUGCUGGCAUGAUUUGGUAAGGAUGAUGUCCAGGUAGAAGUAGGGGGAGGGUUGGGUUACUGCACCACAGGGUUCAACCUCUCACCCAGUUAUAUACUAUUUUUGACAAAAGUUACCGGUACCCCUCUUGUAUACCUUCUAUUGACAGAUGGUAUCCGUUUCACUUUGAUGUACCUGGUUUUACAAUGCUGGAUGCCUUUUAAAUGUUGUUAAAUUAGUCUUGAAUAAGUCACUGAACCAGGAAGUUUUCUUGUCUUUUUGGCAGCCAUAAAAUACAUCUGUGAGCCGGUCCUUUUAGGUCCCAUCGCAGACCAGAAUGACAGAUUUUCCCACCCACAAUCCCUACUCUUUCAGGAACCCCAUAACAACAGGAGGCUUUCAGAGUAGGAGGAGCAUCCCUGUACCUGCCAUUGUAGGGAGUACGUCCACCCCCCCCCCCUGGGCGAUGCCUAUUGUAUUUUUGUUCUGUUCCAACGGGCUGUCACUUGUUUAUUCCUUUUCUGGGGUUGCGCUGUGAUUUUGUGCACAAAGUGGAACAAAUCAAGAAGAAUUCUUUGUUCAUCUGUUAGCUGAGUACCAUAUAGAUUGCUUGCAAUUGCCUAGACUUUUCUCAAAGUCCUUCACUUCUUAUUUCUGGUUCUGGUAGUUGGUCCAGAGCUCUCGCUCUCUCACUCCCGUUUACUGCAGAAAACAUAAAAAAAUCUAUCGCUCGCGCUUCAAGCUCGUGAAAGAACUUGAGCUCAACUUGUAGGCAAGUCUAGCAAUUGUCUUGAAUACGCUCCAAUAAUUUGUAUGAGUGACUAAUUCUAAAUUCUAAAGAAUUUUUUUAAGGGGUUAUACUACCCACAAGCUUUAUAGAGCCAUGACUCUUGUAAGAGAGUUCCGGAGAUCCCUUUACCCAUUUAACUGGUUUUAAUAAAAAAUGUGGAUUUUGCUAGAAAUUAGGCUACAUGUUAUCUUCAAGAAAUGAUGAAAAAAAUCAGGUCAAAGAUCAGAUAAGUUGAUAUAGCUUAGCUCAAACUUACUCAAAUUGCAAAAAAUUCUGUCAAAGCUUAUGGGAGGUAAAUGUACUUCUAAAUAGAACUCAUUUGAUGUAAUGGAGGGUUUUAAUACUUGCUUAUAUACUUGAUCAAAUUAACAGAAGUGACGUUUUUGUUUAUUCUUUUUUUGUACAGCUCAACAUAUGCAUUGUGGCCUGUUUGGAAAAUUCUUUCACCAUUCAUAACAUUUUCGCUCUUUAUGGGCGUUAUAUUUUUAGCUACUUUAAUACCUGUGUAA
This is a messenger RNA of Porites evermanni, 2565 nucleotides long. Lineage: Eukaryota; Metazoa; Cnidaria; Anthozoa; Scleractinia; Poritidae. The record is from the annotation of a GenBank genome assembly.